AUGUCGGUCACCGCCAUAUCCGUGCAGGUGGCCCGCCAGACCGGCCCAGUCUUCUUCCAGCCUCAGCAACGCGCAUAUAACCCGGCGUUUUGUUCUCCACACUUUGUCUUUCCGGAUACCGAUCUUGAUCUUGCCUCGUUUGCUCCCGACCCGUCAUUCUACGACACCGACCCAUCUGCCUUUGUACCACUACCCCCCGAUCUCGCUAGCUUCGGUGACCUGGAUUAUGCAAGUCUGCCCACGGGGACUUCCAGUUCGCCGUAUGCGCCUGAUUCGUUUGAUUUGACUGCGAUUUCGACUCCAGCUGUUGAUGUGAAUGACUCUCUGCCGGUUUUGGAUAUUGAUUCCUCAGGGACAGAUUCAGACACACAAGUCAACCCAGGCCAAGUUCAAACGCUGACUCCGCCUCUGCUCAUGCCCGCCUCGAGACCCCCGCCCGUGUCGAUCACUGCAGCAUCGACCGCUAAGGACAACCCGCCCAAGGAGCCGCCGAACCGGGUCUCGAAGCGUCAGCUGAAUACCCUUGCUGCGCGCAGAUAUCGCCAGCGACGGGUGAACCGGAUGAACGAGCUGGAGGCGGAACUGGAGAAGGUGAAGCGGGAGCGGGACGAGUUGAAGAUGCGGGUGUCGAAGCUAGAGGGGGAGACGGAGGCAUUGAGGGGGUUGUUGAAGAAGGACAAGUAA
Aspergillus fischeri NRRL 181 is the source of this 684-nucleotide messenger RNA. Its product is annotated as bZIP transcription factor JlbA/IDI-4. Bases 1 to 684 code for a protein of 227 amino acids. Gene Ontology annotation, molecular function: DNA-binding transcription activator activity, RNA polymerase II-specific; RNA polymerase II transcription regulatory region sequence-specific DNA binding. Gene Ontology annotation, biological process: regulation of transcription by RNA polymerase II. The record is from RefSeq and is a predicted model, not a curated record. The transcript has 3 exons. Gene Ontology annotation, cellular component: nucleus. NCBI's taxonomy places the organism in Eukaryota, Fungi, Ascomycota, Eurotiomycetes, Eurotiales, Aspergillaceae.